AUGGAGCCGUUUAUUUAUUUGCCCGAAUACCCGUUCGUGAUUUGCCAGGCGUGCAGAGUGGCAUGCGUUGGGAAUGAAGUAACCCGGCAUAUCACAUCAAAGCAUGCCGGAUCACCAGCGAGUGUCAAGUUAAAGGAGAUCCAAGCCGCGGUAGAAGUAAUCCCAGGCAUUAUUCGCAAUCAGAAGGAGUUGAAAGAUUGGUUAGUCCCACCCCCAACAACAGCCCCCAUCCCCCAUAUCCCGCCACCAAAGGAGGACGGGUUGGGGUGUAAUCAAUGCCCGUAUGUAGCCCGACAGAUCAAACGGAUGCAGCAGCAUUGUCGAGACAAGCACGGUUGGGUCAACAACCGCAAGCGAGGCCGGUACACCAACACAUCCGAAGCAGCCAUACCGCCCGUGCCGUGGAGGACAGGCGUUCAAUGCCAGCGUUUUUUCCGCAACCGCGUGGCCAGCAGUUGGUUUGAAGUCGGACGGACCAUCCCAUCCAGCAACGAAGGGCCCGACGAAGACGAAGCCAGCCGCCAGGCCGAGUUCGUCAUGGCCAUACAGCGACAGGCCCGACAAGCGUUUGAGAGCGAGGCCGAUGCCCGGAUCCAGGACGCCAGUGACAAGUGGGAGGCUGAGAGGUGGUUGAAACGAACCGGAUGGCCGGCGCAUUUGGCCCGCAUCGACAAAACCCGGUUGCGAGAGCAGGUGUUGCAACCGAUUGGAGAGAAUGAGCAGGUGUUACAGAAGAUGUGGGAGAUUUUCGAGUGCGUAUUGGACAACGCGUACGUGGCCACCAGUCGUUGCAGCCCAGGCACGGCCGAGUUGUUUGAGAUUGAACGAAAGGAGGUGACCGUCACCCCCAACAAGCCGUUCGAAGGGAUCAUGGAGCCGGAUGCGUGGGUGCGAUAUAAGGAACAGUGGCGGAUCAUGAUGUGUAUUUGGGUGCGACACGGACGGCACAGACGAUACAGAGGAUUCAGAUGA
Molecule: messenger RNA, 972 nt
Organism: Ilyonectria robusta
Lineage: Eukaryota; Fungi; Ascomycota; Sordariomycetes; Hypocreales; Nectriaceae
Exons: 2
Coding region: 1-972 (323 amino acids)
Source: RefSeq, a predicted model, not a curated record